Molecule: messenger RNA, 1131 nt
Organism: Dictyostelium purpureum
Lineage: Eukaryota; Evosea; Eumycetozoa; Dictyosteliales; Dictyosteliaceae
Exons: 2
Coding region: 1-1131 (376 amino acids)
Source: RefSeq, a predicted model, not a curated record
AUGAUAAUAAAAUGGUUUAAUAUUGUAUUUAUUUUCACAGUAUUAUUCAAUUUUAUAUUUUGCCAAAAUGAGGAUUCAGGGUCGUUGGAUUCCUCAAGUACCUUUAAUACACUUAUAGACGUACCAGAUGAAGUGGAAAAUAUUCCAUUUCUAUGCUAUGGUAAUACAAAUAACCAGUCAUUAUAUUUAGUAAAUAACUCAUAUAUUUAUAAACCACAUUCAGUUAAAAAAGAGAAUUCAAUUUCAUAUUUACCAAGCAACUGUUCAUUAUUACAUGAUGGAUCAGAUUUAAGAAAUUUAAGUUGUUGUUUAAAUAGUAAUAAAGAAUCAUUUAAUAAAGCAAUUAAUUAUAUAUGGUCAGAUCAGGUUAUUGGCAAUUUAAUAGAUUUAACAAAUAAUAAAACAUUAGAAGGUGGAUUUAAAAUUGUAAAUGAUGACGGUACAACACCAGACUUGAUUGAGCCAAAUAAAACCAAAAACAAUGAGGAUGACGAACAAAUAUUAUUUGUAUAUGAUACAAGAGACAGUGUUAAGACUUGUUUGGAUCAUUUGGUUAAAAUUCAAUGUUUUAGAUGCUCACAAGACCAUAGAACUAUCCUUAGAGAUUUAGACCCCAGUAUUUAUAGAUUGCUUGGAGUAGAAGGAAAGGUACCAUUAUUUUUUUUAGAUAGUGAAACUGUAGUUGAAAAAGAUAUUGUAAAUGGAUCGCUAGUCAACACCAAUAUAACACACGGCAAACCACUUUCCAUAUGCAAAAGCUAUUUCGAUACAUUGAUGCAACAUUGUCAAUAUGUCAGCGCUAGAAAUACACCACUAAACAAACUAUAUGUACCAGUUUCAGAUGUACAUUUCAAAUCACCUGCUGUUGGUAAAUACGGUAUAAAAGUUCCAUAUCUUCAAGAAAUAGCUUAUGUUAGUAUCGAUAAAGUAGAUUCAUUCUACGUAUCAAACUUUAAUUGCUUCCAAUUGCCCAUCAAGCCAUUCGUUGAGCCUUCGAGAUCCUUGGUUAUAAAUAAAAUAUGGUAUGCCGACAAAAACAACCAAACCAGCGAAUCUGCAGCUCCAAAAUUAGAAUCAAAUCAAAUUUUAAAAUUUAUUUUAGUUUUAAUAAUAAUUUUAAUUGUAAAUUAA